GCUGGAUGGAGUCUUAGUCCUUCACACGCCCAACGGCCACCAUAUGAACCAAGAUUUUCUCGAGCACCGAACGUGAAUAUAUUGGAGGCAGCUCUGUUAUCUUCGAUCACAUAUUUAGUUGGAAUCCUUCACUACUCGCCAGAUGUUCCCGUGGAUGGCAAUAAGAAAGCUUGA
Paraglomus brasilianum is the source of this 174-nucleotide messenger RNA. Lineage: Eukaryota; Fungi; Glomeromycota; Glomeromycetes; Paraglomerales; Paraglomeraceae. The record is from the annotation of a GenBank genome assembly.